This is a messenger RNA of Mustela erminea (ermine), 902 nucleotides long. It is a transcript of the gene PIGX, whose product is annotated as phosphatidylinositol glycan anchor biosynthesis class X. The record is from RefSeq and is a predicted model, not a curated record. The coding region runs from base 1 to 867 and encodes 288 amino acids. Lineage: Eukaryota; Metazoa; Chordata; Mammalia; Carnivora; Mustelidae. Gene Ontology annotation, cellular component: endoplasmic reticulum membrane. The transcript has 7 exons. Gene Ontology annotation, biological process: GPI anchor biosynthetic process.
AUGGUUGUCUUCCGUGAGCGGCAUAAGGCGUGCUCGGGCUCCUCAGUCCGCAAUUCGUCCCCGCGCGCUCUGGGGAGCGCGUUCUCCAGCGUCCUGGCUGUCACGGCCGUGGUCGUCCAGGCGGUGGCCUGGCUGCACCUCUGGGAGGCGGCUGGACUCACCACACCCGCCACGGCCUUCACUGCCACCCCCACCGACGCUGGCAUAAGGGCUACUUGUUCAGAAAUUAUUUUGAGGCAAGAAGUUUUGAAAGAUGGUUUCCACAGAGACCUUUUAAUAAAAGUGAAAUUUGGAGAAAGCAUUGAGGACUUACAGACCUGCCGACUCUUAAUUAAACAGUACAUCCCGACGGGACUUUUUGUGGAUCCAUAUGAGUUGGCUUCAUUAAGAGAGAGAAACAUAACAGAGGCAGUGAUGGUUUCCGAAGACUUUAAUAUAGAAGCUCCCAAUUAUUUGUCUAAGGAAUCUGAAGUUCUUAUUUAUGCCAGACAAGAUUCACAGUGCAUUGAUUGUUUCCAAGCUUUUUUGCCUGUGCACUACCGCUAUCAUCGGCCACAUAGUAAAGAUGGAGAAACCUUUAUUGUGGUCAAUAACCCUGAUUUAUUGAUGUAUUGUGACCAAGAGUUUCCAAUUUUGAAAUGCUGGGCUCAGUCACAAGUGGCAGCUCCUUGUGCUUUGAAGAAUAAGGAUAUAUGCCAGUGGAACAAUAUGAAAUACAAAUCAGUAUAUAAGAACGUGACUCUACAGGUUCCAGUGGGACUAACUAUACAUACCUCCUUAGUGUGUUCUGUGACUCUGCUCAUUACCAUCCUGUGUUCAACUCUGAUCCUUGUGGCUGUUUUCAAAUAUGGCCAUUUUUCCCUAUAAGUUUUGUGGAGCUUAAUGCUUCCCAUAAACCUAAA